Messenger RNA from Acytostelium subglobosum LB1, 3942 nucleotides. RefSeq lists its product as hypothetical. Gene Ontology annotation, biological process: sexual reproduction. The transcript is spliced from 7 exons. The record is from RefSeq and is a predicted model, not a curated record. NCBI's taxonomy places the organism in Eukaryota, Evosea, Eumycetozoa, Acytosteliales, Acytosteliaceae. Bases 1 to 3942 code for a protein of 1313 amino acids.
AUGCUAGAUAUAUAUCUAACAGUUGAUGACACGGACCUUGUUUACAACACGACAGUGUUACAUGGAUUCCCAACACCAAAGAAAGAACCAACUAGAGCGACCAUUCUAGACAGCACCUACCAACUAGUUGUGUUGGAACAAGUCCAGAUACCUCUCGGCUCCAGCCAAGCCCAAUCACAUACACUCUACACCAACAAGACCCAAAUAACAUGGAAACUACAAUUCGUUUGUCAACAGUUGCCCUCAUUGAACAUCACAAAGUUGACACCUACUUUGACAAGGACAAGAGUGUUGCCAAUGCCUCAGUCUUAUUUGAAGCAGGUGAACAAUCAGGAAGCAUUGGUCGAUGCAUUCAGAGGAUACUUGGUAUUGAACGAGUCGUUGGAAGAGAUGUACAACUCAUUCGAAUGCUUCGCCUACAAUAAGUUGAGUUGUCAAGUUGAUUACUAUCGUCCACUACCAAACAAUCAGAGCAUGCUACUAUUGCGUGUCGCUCCAGAUGAGUUCUACAAUGGUACAGUGGAUAUUGUUAUUAGGGACUAUGCCAAUGACCGCAAUAUAACAUUGUCCUACCCACCAUUGUUCACCAAGGGUACGGCCAAUACAACAAAUGGCGACAUCAAAGUCUAUCCAUAUUAUGUACUCAAUCAGAACAAGGCAUUUAAAUAUGGACAUCUUGCUGCUGUGAUCAACUCAUCAUCAGAGGGCGACUUCUUCUCAGUGCCAUCAUUCAACAACGAUGUAUACUUGGGACCACUUGACAAUGUACGUCCUGUUCUCGGCUCACCAACAACAGACACACAGACCCUAGUCCUAUCAUCAAUCACCAACGAUGCUGGUAUCAUAUUAUACCAAGCCACCAAGGAUACACUCAUCAAUGUUAUGGAUAUCUUAUCGGAUUUUACCAAUAGUUACAGUGAGAUAAUUAAAGUGGAUAGAUUUCCUGUGUUGGAUGCAGCCAGGGAUUGGGACCCAAUCAGGAUCACCACCAUAUUCAAAGAAUAUCCAUCCCGAUACUCAUUUGUUGGAGCUAAUCCAGAGUGGCAAUGGAUGUCCCCAAGUCUAUUUUGGGAGUAUCCCUUUGGCUUGAAUGGAUACAACGCGUCUGCAUUCGUUGAGAUCUCGGCAUCAUUCCUCUUCAGUAAAAAUGGCAAGACAACCUCCAACUCCCAUUACUUCCUCUCCUCACAGACCGAGAUCAAGGAAUUCCAAAUCCAGCCCUCAUCUAUGAUGAAUGACACCACUCCACCAUCGCUCACCCAAUCCAUCAUUGUGGAACAUUUCCAUGGUAACAAGUACUUAGUGACAGCAUCCAUAUAUGAAGAUGCAAGUGGAUUCAGACAGAUGGUUAUCCACUUUGACAAUGGUCAAUCAGUUAGAAUUGAUCAAAGUGAUCAAGCAUCUGGCUUCAAUGACUUGGAUGGUGUAUAUCAAAAGAUUAUUACAAUUGAUGAAGUACUCUAUCCCAUCAGCCAAUCACCAGUAUACUCAAUACUACUCAUUGACAAUGCCGAGCAGAGUCUCUACAUCCACUCCAAAGGUCACGACUUUGACACUGUUCCCCUUGGUCACAUCCGUGCCAAUGUUGACUAUAAUGUGGAUGAUAUUACCAUGUUCUACUUUGAGACUUAUGUGAUGAAUGUAAGUUCAUCAAGAAUGAGCAAUAAGUUGUAUUUCAAUACGACUAGGAACAACUUGGAUUGGAGAGUUGGUUUGGUAUAUGGUCAUCCAGAGGAGAACCCAGACUAUUUGGCGUAUGGAUACUUUGACUACUUGAUUCAAAUGUUCGUGGUGGAGUUCAAUGUACCUGCAAGGACCUACACCAAACAACUUCAAUACUUUGUAUUCUUUGGUCUUGAUGACUUUGAGACAAUCAAGCCACUUCAUUGGGACAACUCAUUCGUGCCUACCGGUAUGAAGUCAUUGGACUGUGCUCUGCUCCAACUCAAGUUCCCCAUGACCUCAUACGUCAACAUCACCUCAACUUAUGGUGAUGAGAUGCCACCUUUGAUCACAGAUGUAAAGGUCGUUGGACCCAACCCUGUCGUGCUCACAUCACUGGACCAGGUCAUCAAGGUUGGAUGGGAGAUUACGAUUGAGGACCAACCAAAUGGUUUCCACAGUGGUACAAUCAAUGUGAUUAGUAACAUGGAUGGAUUAAUACGCAAGUAUGAUAUUGUAGCCAACCCCACAUCCAACAAGUACUUGAUACAGUUCAAUGUCACUGGACAGUUCAGGAACCAGACCUUCUCAUUUGGUGAUGUGAUACUAAGAGACAACACCAAUCCCAUCACUGAACCACCCAAGAUCACCAACCUCAAGUACUCGAGGGAAUAUGUGGACGUUGGAUCUCUGGCCAGGGAUAUUGAGGUUUUGUUCGAGGUAUUGGAACCAAAUGGAUUGUCCAAUGAUCAUGAUUGGCCAGUGGUAUAUAUCACUUCUUCAUUUGAGGAGAUAUUCCCACUUAGCACUACAUUGAUCAGUCAUGAUUCUGGUACAGGUAGAUACUUCUUCAAGGCAACUGGAGUCCUACCAUAUGGAUUUGGAGCAUCCGCCGCCAUGGCACUCAUCUCAAUCUAUGGCCUAUUUGGUCAAUCACAACUCACAGUUGGAUACACUGCUGAAGAGUUGCUCAGUCUCAAUCUCAGAAGCAGGUUCUACAUUGUUUUCAACCAUACAGUACCAAUCAUUGAGAGCUAUGAAUCAACUCCAACGACCGUCACAGUAUAUGGCUACAACUUUGGUGUUGGAUCUUUGAAUACAUCUGGUGUAAUAAUCGGUGGACAUGGAAAUGGAAGUGCAGGUGUGGUCAUGAACAAGACCAAACACUCUUCCGUCAUGAUGGUGUUUGAUAUAGCUCCUAUGCCAAAUCCUACCAACCUUGUUAUACAAGUGAUCAACGGUCCAUAUAUAUCCAACAACAUCACCAUCCCCUACCUCCCCUCUCCACCACCCACCCCCACGAUCACCUGUCCAGGCUCGCCACCAUGCUCCGGCUUUGGAUCAUGCUCCCCAACCAAAGGAUGUGUCUGUCAGUCUGGACACUACAGUGAAGAUUGCUCUCAAAGUGUGGUAGCAACGAUCCCAGAAUUGGAUGAUGACAAGCCAACUUCAAAUUAUGUGUUUGAGGACAUUAAGGCUGAUGUCAAUGUACUCAAACUUCGUGAGAUGGAUCAGAAUGGAGUCCAGGUGGAUGUGUUUGACUUGGCAAACUGGACAUUGACUAAUGAGUUUGACAAGACACAUGUUUACCAACAUCAAGCCGGCAACACAUCAUCAAUGAUACAAGUGACAUUGAAAUGGUACAACUCAACAGAGAUGAUACAGUUUGCUGGUGACAACAUGUCGAUCGAUGCAUCUACACUCAAGUACACAAUCGACAUUGAUCACUACCCCUUCAAGAGCAGGCUGAACACACUACAGGUGGUCAUGGGCGCAUCGAUCAGCACUUCCAAGAUAGACGGUUGUUCGUCCAAAGACCUAGGCUAUGUCAAUGGCAACUCGAGCAUCUACUGGAUGAGGUUGCGUGUCAACAAGAUCAUUGUGUACGCCCACUUCCUGCAGGUGGCAAUGGUGGAUCGUCGAGUCUACACAAUAUCCAACGUACUCUUGGAUGACUCGUUGCAGACUGUUGACGGACACAACUCAAGCACGAUGAUCGGUAUCAAUGUACCAUACUUUGAGAGAUCAGUCACACUCGAUCCCAACUUUAAUGUGUUAAUCGAUGAGGGUGACGACGAUACCUCGACCAAGACAUGCUCGCCACAUGGCAGCAAGGGAUUGUCCAACAUAGCCAUAGCAGGAAUUGUCAUUGGAGUCGUUGCAAUGGUGGCUGCCGUCCUUGCCGCAGCAUUGAUCUGGAGAAGAAGAGAGAAGAACAAGAAGAUGGAGCUGGACAAGAUGCACAGAAAGAUGAAGGAUCUCACUCUUCACCAUAAUUAA